This is a messenger RNA of Onthophagus taurus, 1428 nucleotides long. RefSeq names its product protein lin-31. Gene Ontology annotation, biological process: cell differentiation; anatomical structure morphogenesis; regulation of transcription by RNA polymerase II. NCBI's taxonomy places the organism in Eukaryota, Metazoa, Arthropoda, Insecta, Coleoptera, Scarabaeidae. The record is from RefSeq and is a predicted model, not a curated record. Gene Ontology annotation, molecular function: DNA-binding transcription factor activity, RNA polymerase II-specific; RNA polymerase II cis-regulatory region sequence-specific DNA binding.
UCCGCGUUCACGCCCAGACGGCAAGGGUGCAGUUUUGUCCCAAUAAGCACGCGGAGGUUGUGGUUUCGGGUUGACCAUAAUAUCCGCGCUGCUGCAAACUGAUUUUAAACCUUAUCCCCGCAGAGAUAAACCGAUUUGUUAAGUUCUACUACAAAGGUUGCCGACAACGGAACAACCACCAAGUCAACUCGAUAAGUGCCCGGAUUUUGAGGAAAAAUUCCGCUUAUAUUCUCGGUGAUGUGAUCUGGGUACUUGUGGUGAUCAUUUUACCUUUUUUAGUGAUAACGCCGGAGGGAGAUGUCAACCAGACGCGAUAUGCUGCGAUAAAGUUCGACCAUAGCAAAAUAUGCCUCGGCCUUCGAGAGAAACCUACGGGGAUCAAAAGCCACCGUACUCUUACAUUUCCCUCACAGCAAUGGCGAUAUGGAGCUCGCCGGAGAAGAUGUUGCCGUUGUCAGAGAUUUAUCGGUUCAUAACAGAUAGAUUUCCUUACUACCGUCGGAACACCCAGAGGUGGCAAAACUCGUUGAGACACAAUCUUUCGUUUAACGAUUGCUUCAUAAAGAUUCCAAGGAGACCUGAUCGGCCUGGAAAAGGUGCCUUUUGGGCAUUACAUCCUUCCGCUUUGGACAUGUUUGAAAACGGUAGCUUUCUGAGGAGACGAAAACGAUUUAAGCUUCCAAAACAUGUCCACGAGGAAUUAGAUAGUUUGAGCAAGCUCCAAAAUAGUUCCUUUGCCGCUCCGAGUUCGUCCACACACGUUCCAAGGAUUCCCGAAGUGUCCGCAACAACGUUACCGUUGGUAUCCGUCGCUCAAACUACUUCAACGGCCAUCAAAUCCUUCAGCAUCGAUAGUUUAAUUUCCGAUACGAAACCAGCUCCGGCUCAUCCGACGCCCAUGAUACCUACAACCGGAUGCGCACUGCAAUCUUUACCAAGGUUUUCCUGGCCAGGUAUUUUACCACCUGCAGCUCCCAGAUUAGAGGAUCUUAAUCGGGACGAGUUCUUAGCAGCUCAACAAGCGGCGCUUUUCGAAUAUGCCGCAGCUUUAAUGUCUAUGAAUAGUGCAAGUGUCGCGAAUUUAAAUCCAGGUGUUGUUAAACCACACCCCAUCGUGCCCGGAGUGUUCCCGAAUGCGUAUCAUCCAGUGCCAAUUCCCGUGCAAUAUCCCCUAUCGGCCCCAAACCCGUUACACGUGCUCCCCACCGGUUUAGACUUUGAAAACGAAGGCGAGUGCGACAGACAGCUCGUGAAAAGUUUACCCCCGAUUAGUUUCCUAGCCCCGAAACGCGAGGAUCCCGUGGACACCUCAUCUUGUUCUUCAGGGGAUGCCCUCAACGUGUGAAUGGUUAGUAACUGUUAUCGUGUAUCUAUUGUGUAUGUCAUGUACUUACAGUACUCGUUAAUAAAGUUUAUUCCAAACAGUCA